UGAUUGGCCCGCGGCGGUCACGCGGCGCUGGUGGGGCUGUGACGCUCGCGGCGGCGAAGGGGUUCGGCUUGUCAGAGUCCCCAGAAAAUAAAAAUAUAUUUCAUAAAGUGAAAAUCAGAAGUAGCUGCUGACAUAGAGAGAAGUGUACUAAGGAUCAUUUCUUGAGGAAAUUUUUUUAAGAUGUGGUGAAGAGCCUGUAUUUUCCCCUGUGUGGUAUAUAGUGCCUUAAAAAAUGGGGUUUGGAGGUGACCUGAAGUACUCUCAUGAUGCUUUAUUAAAACUGCAAGACUGGGAACUGCGACUGCUGGAAACAGUGAAGAAAUUUAUGGUUAUGCGAGUAAAAAGCGAUAAGGAGUAUGCCUCCACUUUACAGAAUCUUUGUAAUCAAGUAGAUAAAGAGAGCACUUGUCAAUUGGAUUACAUCAGCAAUGUGUCCAAGUCUUGGUUGCUUGUGGUACAGCAAACAGAACAGCUGAGCAAAAUAAUGAAAACGCAUGCAGAGGAUCUUAAUUCUGGGCCUUUGCAUAGGCUUACAAUGAUGAUCAAAGAUAAGCAGCAGGUUAAGAAGAGUUUCAUAGGUGUUCAUCAACAAAUUGAAGCAGAGAUGUACAAGGUCACAAAGACAGAACUAGAGAAACUAAAAUCUAGCUAUAGACAACUAAUAAAAGAAGUAAAUUCUGCCAAAGAAAAGUAUAAAGAAGCUGUGGCGAAAGGAAAGGAGACUGAGAAAGCCAAAGAUCGGUGUGAGAAAGCCACUAUGAAACUUCAUAUGUUGCAUAAUCAGUAUGUGUUGGCACUGAAAGGAGCACAGUUACAUCAGCACCAGUAUUAUGAUACUACACUUCCUCUGUUACUUGAUUCACUACAGAAGAUGCAAGAAGAAAUGAUUAAGGCUCUAAAAGGAAUCUUGGAUGAGUAUAGCCAGAUCACCAGUCUUGUAACAGAAGAGAUUGUGAAUGUCCAUAAAGAGAUCCAGACCUCGGUUGAACAGAUAGACCCUAACUCUGAGUAUAAUGACUUCAUAGAUACACACAGGUCAUCAGAAGUUGUUGAACAAGAAAUAGAGUUUGAUACAUCUUUACUAGAAGAGAAUGAAAACCUUCAAGCUAAUGAGAUCAUGUGGAAUAAUCUGACAGCAGAAAGUUUACAAAUCACGUUAAAAACUGUAAUAGAAGAGCUGAUUCAGACACAGCAAACCCUUUUGAGCAAAGAGGAGCUUGUGUUGGAACUGGAGAAAAAAAUAGAAGAGUCCUCUAAGACUUGUGAAAAGAAGUCCGAUAUUGUACUCUUGCUGAGCCAAAAGCAAGCGCUGGAAGAACUUAAGCAAACAGUUCAGCAAUUAAGAUGCUCUGAGGCAAAAUUUGCAGCCCAGAAAGAGCUGCUGGAACAAAAGGUUCAAGAGAAUGAUGGAAAAGAGCCACCACCUGUAGUGAAUUAUGAAGAAGAUGCCAGAUCUGUGACUUCUAUGGACAAGAAAGACAAAGUCUCAAGAUUUGAUACUAUACGUCAUUCCAUAGCUGGAAUUAUAAGGUCUCCAAAAUCCAUGCUGGGCUCAUCCUCGUUCUUUGAUGUAAUUUCAACCACUGAGAAACCGCUGGCUGAGCAAGACUGGUAUCAUGGUGCAAUUCCAAGAAUAGAAGCCCAGGAGCUGUUAAAACAGCAAGGAGACUUCUUGGUGCGAGAGAGCCACGGGAAACCUGGUGAAUAUGUCCUUUCUGUGUUUUCAGAUGGACAACGGAGGCACUUUAUCAUACAAUAUGCUGAUAAUCAGUAUCGUUUUGAAGGAACUGGGUUUCCAACUAUUCCUCAGCUCAUAGAACAUCAUUACACAACAAAGCAAGUUAUUACAAAGAAAUCGGGUGUUGUUCUGCUGAAUCCUGUUGUUAAGGAUAAAAAAUGGGUUCUCAAUCAUGAAGAUGUCACAUUGGGAGAAUUACUGGGCAAAGGUAAUUUUGGUGAGGUGUAUAAGGGAACAUUAAAAGAUAAAACUCCUGUUGCUGUAAAAACUUGUAAAGAAGAUCUUCCUCAGGAAUUGAAAAUAAAAUUUCUGUCAGAAGCCAGAAUACUCAAACAGUAUGAUCAUCCUAAUAUUGUAAAACUUAUAGGAGUUUGCACACAACGACAACCUAUUUAUAUUGUUAUGGAACUUGUUCCAGGAGGUGAUUUCCUGUCCUUUUUGAGAAAAAAGAAGGAUGAUCUAAAAACCAAACAGUUGGUGAAAUUUUCAUUAGAUGCUGCUUCUGGUAUGGCAUAUCUCGAAUCUAAAAAUUGUAUACAUAGAGACCUAGCUGCAAGGAACUGCUUGGUAGGUGAAAGCAACAUUUUGAAAAUAAGCGAUUUUGGAAUGUCCCGGCAAGAGGAUGAUGGUGUGUACUCAUCAUCAGGCCUAAAGCAGAUUCCUAUCAAGUGGACUGCUCCAGAAGCUCUCAACUACGGGAGAUAUACGUCUGAGAGUGAUGUGUGGAGCUUUGGAAUCCUUUUGUGGGAGACCUUCAGUUUAGGAGUAUGUCCGUACCCUGGAAUGACCAACCAGCAAGCACGAGAACAAGUCGAGAAAGGUUACCGAAUGUCAGCACCACAAAAAUGUCCAGAAGAAAUACAUAAAAUAAUGCAAAGGUGCUGGGACUACAAACCAGAAAACCGGCCAAAAUUCAGUGAGAUUCAGAAAGAGCUGUCUUCAAUCAAAAAGAAAGUGACAUAGUGAUGAACAAGUGCCAAACUUAAUGUCUGGGACUUUUAUUUUCCAGUGAAGUAAUUUUUUUCCCCUCAAACACUAUGCAUUUAUACAACAUUAUUUGCAAUAUUCUUCUAUGAUUACUUUGAAAUUAACUGGUUUUCUAUAAUAUGUGUACCAUCUUGAAUGAUGUCUACACCUACAUUAAAGACAUAUACUGCGAAACGUUAUAUAUCCAGUCACAGUAAUCAUGUCAUUUAGGUUACACGUAAAUAGAAAAGCACAUACUGUAGAUUUAAGAGACUGUGGCUUCUAUCUGUUUUACAGCCAGUAACUGUUAGUGACAUUUUUCAAAAGGUUUCUACUCUAAGCUGUGUUCUCACUCUGCUGUCCUUGUCCUGUACGUCAAUACCAGCAGCACUCUAAUGUGGUGACUGUCAUACAUGUUGGCCUUAAAACUGGAGACAGUUUUGACAUGUAUUUCAAUUAGAAACUUUCAUAUUUUUUAAUUUCUUUCUGCAACUGAUAUUUUAAAGUGAUGCUUUGUUUUAAGGAUGAAGGUCAGUUAGAUUCUGGAUGCAGAUGUGCUUACUGAGUAGUGAAAUCCAGAAAUUUCUUUUGUAGAAAAUUGAGUUACUUGUGCAUUUCUUACCCUACUGUAGUAACUACUUCUGACUUUUGAUGUGAUUUACUUGAUGCCUUUUGUUCAAAGACAUCAGAAUUCAGUAAUAUAUCUCCUUUACAAUGACCUAUGUUUGUUUAAGAAACAAAAAAGCCAGUAUCAAGUCUUGACUAUACAUGUUAAGAAAUACUGCAAAUCACCUGCUUUCCAAAGAAUAUGUAAAAGCAGUAGGCCAGCAGAAAGAGAUUUACUAAUGAUAGCAGCAAAUAACAAAUACUGAUCUUAGAGUAGUUAAAGAAUGUGAAUUGCUAGAUUUGUUUAUCAUAUUGAUUUUUUUUCCUUGAAUUGAUAAUAAUUCUCAGAAUGCAGCUGAAGCCUACGAAAGUUUAUGCUAAGCAAAAGUUCAUUCCACGCAUAGUGUCCAAAGGAAAAUACUACUUCUGUAUGGCAUAAGGAAAUUGUUCAAGCAACCCAAAUAAGAAGUAUGCCUCUGGCAGGCUUACCAAGGCAGGGUAGAAAUGCUAACCUUCUAAUUUCUUUAAAUCAUUGCAGUGGGAUUUCAAAAGAUUGGGGAUAGGCAAGUUUUAAAUGCCACCGGGAAUAAAAACUUUGUGUGUAUAUAUAUAUAUAAAAACAAAAAACAAACAAACAAAACAAAAAAAACCAAAAAAAAAAAAAAACCACAAAAAAAACCCGGGGGGGGGGGAAACACCAAAAAAAAAAAAAAAAAAACAACACCCACACCUGCCAGAAGGAAUAAAAUCUUAUUAAAUAGGAGAGAGAGGAAAGGCACAGCUUGUUGCUCUGUGUCCUCUUUGGGGCUGUAAUUAUUUUCUAGAGCCCUACAAAGGAAGAGGAACAAGUUACAGUAUCCUGGUCUAAGUUCCAGAGUUAAGGUGCUUAAAAUUUUUGUGAGAAUUAACUAAAAUUUUUUUGGAUCAAGGGAUGCCAGUUGCUGCUAAUGCAAGUAAGAAACAGGGACUGUAAGUAACACAGCAUCUGGAAUGUUAAUUAGCCGUAUAUUUUAUUGUUACAUGGGGAUUGAGAUGUAGUGAAGUCAGUAGCUACAUUACAUUUUUAUUUCUGUUAAGGUGACUUUUCUAUUGUUCACAAUAUUUUUGCUCUCUAAAGUGUAUUUAUAGUAGUACUGAGUGGUAAUGUUUAAGGGCUAUGUGUGACCAAAAUAUGUGUAGUAUAGAAGAGUUUGUAUGUUAUGUUGGAGUUAGUGUCCAAAUAAAACAAUGAAUGAUCAUGCUGGAGCAUAUCACCUGCAGCUGAGGUGGAAGUCUCAGCAUCCAAGUAUAAGGAAUGGUGAGUGCUUCUUGCAUUUAAGUGGGUUGUUUUUUUUUUCUUGGAGCUAAGGAAGCAUAUACAUACUCGUGGAGAUAUGCUUGGAAAACUUGGUGGCAUAAAUUUAAUCUUCCUUAUAAGCUUACUGGAUAUAUUUACUUAGUUCUGUACUUCCAAGUAGCCCAAAAAUAUUUUUCAAGAGCAAUGGGAAACAUUCUUCUUAGUUUAUGUGCUUUUAAGUAGUACACAGUUUGUGCCUUAAUUUGCUAGUAUGCUAAUGCAAAUGCAAGUGUACUAAGAUUUAAGGAAUGUUCCACAAUCAUUUGGAAAAAUCCAAGAUUCACUCAACCGCAGGUCCUUACGUAUGCAUCAGUAAUGGAAGAAUUAGUGUCUCCCCUGCCAGCAUUCACAACUUCUCUAGAGAGUUAAUAUUCUUCUGUGAAAGAGAUGAACUGAUUUUUUGCUAUAUGCCCUCUUGGCAGCAAAGAAACACUGUUUUAUUUUUGUAAAAUAAAAUACCAUUUUAUUUGUCUUAAAUUAACCAGUCACCAUCCUAACUGUCACAUAAAGAUAAAAAUUGUACUCGUAUUUUAUUCAGAAAUACUUAGCAUUUAUAAUUCAUAUCACAUUUCUGUUUAAAGGCUUUUUAAAACAUGGGAUUUCUACAGCAGCAAGAAAAUUCAUUAUUGUUCCUGAAGUAGGCAUCAGUUCAGUUCAAAAAUAAUAACUCUCUGGGAGAAUACCAGAAUGAGUUUAUGGGUAUAGAAUAAACCUAAAUACAGGUACAUGUCUCUUCAGUUACUUAAACUUUUUCUUACCAUUAAUUUGGUGGUUUGUGGCAGAACUUGUUAAUCAUGUCUCACUUGUAAUUACUGCAAUUAUAUAAUUUAGGAGGUGGAAUCCAUACCUAUAGAUACUGGGUUUAAGCUUUUGUGAACUUCUCACAGAGGAGUUCAUAAACAAACCUGUCAUACAAUGAAAUUUAGAAGGAAGACAUGGUAAUCAAUAACCAACACCGCUGUAUCUGUUUUCUGUGGACUUUUGAUGACUUAGUCUUGCAUAAUUCAUAGGUUAGCCAGAUACUGGCCAUUUGGUUCAUGUACUGUGUUUAUCCUGGAGAACUUAUAAAAAAGUUAAGACUGUUGCAAGUGUAGUGUUUCAGGUAGGUUCUUGCACCGGCGCUGUCCCAACUAGUGAGACUCUAAGGAAAUCCUGAUUUUUUUACGCUGUUGAAUGGGAGAAACUGAAUACUGUUUAGAGUCAAGUAGAAAUGCCUCAGCGUAUUAAGUAACAUGGAAUUCAACAGGUUAUCUGUUAUUUUCCUCUUUUUCCAAGGAAUUGCAUUUAUUAAGAAAGAUUGUUUUGAGGGCAAAAAAAUGUAUCCUUAGUUUGUUUUCAAUGGAAAUUAAGCACACGUUAGCUUUAGAGUUCAGUCAUCAGUGAAAUCAUGAGGAUUCCUAAGCAUUUUAAUUUAAUGGAAAGUAAGAUAGCGAAAAGUGUCUUGUCUGAAAACAAACCUUGGUUCAGCAAAGUGAGAUCUUGUAGAGUCAGCAUCCCAUCAAUGCGUUCUCUUUGAAACAUACAUUUUCAUUAGUUUCUAAGGAAACCAAUGAACUAGUUUUCAUUUAGCAGCUACAGUUAUAUUUCAUUUCUUCUUAACAAAAAUCUGCCUUUCUGCAGAGUUUCCUAAUGUUUUCAUUGGAAGUUGUCAUUGGAACAUGCAUCACCAGAAGGCUGUCAGUAAGAACUGCAGUUUGUAAAGUAAGCCAGAUCUUACUCAUGAGAAACAGAAGACUAUUUAAGGCAAUAGUAGAUUUUUCAGACUAAAGUACUUUUUCAUCCAUUUCUUUGACCAUCAAUUAUUCUUACUCAAAUCCUACAAGCACAUCACUGAAAUCUACUGCACAUCACUAAAACUAUGAAGUUAUCUAUUUGCUGUCCCUUAUAACUAUUUUGUUACCUUUUUUUGCAUCCAUUGCAAAGACAUUAAAGAAAAAAACCACUCUCCUGAGUGCACUUGGAUUUGCAACAAUUCUAUGACUGAGCAUGAGUUUGAUAUUAAAAGAAACUGAUGAAUUUUUUUUCCUAAAGCACUAGAGGACUUGUGAUAUUUUUGGAAGCAUUCUUGCUAGGCAAGUCAGGAUAUGUGGAGGGAAGAAUAAGAGGGAAGAAUACCCCUACUACCAAGCAAGGUAAAUUUUUUUCCUUCUUAGAGUCAUUCGUUCAAUUCUUCACUUUCAGGAAUACAGGACUUUAAUAACUAAUUAGAAAGUACAGGGCAGGUAAAGUAUUUCUGAAGUUCCAAACAACCAGGAGUUUUCAAGAGUAAUCUGGUAAGUUUGGAACAUCAGCUCUGUUAAAAAUCCUUGCUUCUAGUUUCCUUCUGCAGAUUUACCAUAAAAGAAGCAGUCCUUAAACAAUCAUCAGUAACAAGUUACAAGAAAAUUGCAUCAGGCUCAGAAACCUAUCAAGCUUCUGUAAGAGUAACUUAAGUAAAGAAAUAUUUUUUUGUAAUCUUGUACUAGAAUCCCCACAGGAUAGCUUUCGUUAAAUAACUAAAUAAAUAAAUAAUAAAUAAAAAUAAAUAAAAAAGCUUAAAAAGCUGAAAGGUCCAAACUGAAGCAGAAGAAUACUUUCACUUGUCACAUUUUGAACAGUCAUUCAAGUAUUGCCACAUCUUCUUUCCUGAAACUGAUAAUGCACGUGUGGUUUCCGCUCUAACAUAAUUUUCAGCAUUGCAUAUUAGUGUGUUACAAACACUCAACUUUACUUUUAGACCACAGAAGGGAAGAUUCUCUCAUUGAAAAGUGCAGCAAGAUCUGCCUGGCAGCUCCUACAUUUUCCUUAACUUCCACAUUCAGCUAUCAUCAGAGUCAUUGUGUUCAUUAUAAUAAGCACCAAACGGAACAGGAGCUGGAAGCUAGACAUUGUCUUUAAAUCAGCAGCUAAUCCCCAAAAUUUCACAGAUUUGUCUCUAGAAGCCAAUUUGGGCUUGGUUCUCUGUCAAAUAAGCAAAAGAAAUUUCUGUAUUUCAGCCUUACUACUUAUCAAGAAAACAGGAAGGUUCAGAGAUAUAUUUACUUUUUGCUUCAAGGGCAUGCUACCUCCACCAGUAACUGAAAGGUACCCUUAUGUCCCUGUUGUGUCUCUCUGUCUCUUUAACAUAAAAUUCUAACUGGAGUGUAUGUCCAGGUGUAGAACUUGGGUGUUAACUCUGAGUUGGUUCAUUUUCAGGAAAUUGUACAUUAUUAGCUCGUUUAGAACACAAUUUUCAUAGGCAUCAUCUAGGUAGGACUUAAGUAAGGAUUUUCAGAUGGUUUGGUUUGGGGUUUUUUUUUCUUGUCUGAUGAAGGACUAGUUAUAUUGCUAGCUACAUACAUUGUUAUUUUGCAACUGUUUCAGAUUAUAGCUAUGAGAGUAGUUCAUUUAUAAAUCUCAGAUUAUGUGUGCCUUCUCUAAAUCCAAACCUGUUAGCCAUAUUUGCAAAAAAAUGGAUAAAUAAAGCCCUCAAAUAUAAUUGACAGAGGUCAUAAAGUGAAAACAUAGAGAAGCCAUGAACUACAUACAUUCUUUCUUUCUCUAUACUCCCAGAAUUGAAUGCUUUGUAAAUAGAACUUGCAGUAGCUGGCUUUGUGUUUAUAGAUAAAUAUAAAUAAGUUCACAAACCAGUAUGAUAACAUAAGACUCACAUUGCUACAGGCAAAGAAAGUUUGCAAAAAAGUGCUCCUAAAUUGCUAGUAUCUGGAACUGUCAUCUAGUUUUAGAACUACAAAUGGUUAUAGAUAAGUACAUAACUUAAGUUUUCUGAGUUUGGUAAGAGAGACAGUGCAUGCUUCUCCAUUGAAACUCAAUUUAAGGCAAUUACGCUUUUUAAAAGAAAAAUUGGAUGGAUCUAUGAUUCCUCUAGGUUACAUACUGAAACUAUAUGCCAGAGGUUUCCACCACUAAAGAAAGAUUCACACUACUGCCUUUGCAUGUAGCCAGUUCAGUCUUUCUCAGCAUGUAAAGAAUUCCAUAAUUGUUAAAUGCAGUAGUAACCAAAAAGCUUGGAUGAAUGAUAUAUAAACUACUUUAUUCUGAUGUUUCGCUUCAGUUCUUAAAGAAUAUUUCUGCUUUUCAGAAGGGCUGCAGUAAGCUUACAGUUCUAGCUGAUUUCUGCUGUAGUAAUCUCCCUUAUUGCAUCUCCCAAACAUUUCCUGAUUCUGAUGUGUCCGUGUACCACAGAUGAUGCCCUUUCACGUGCUUAAAAAAAGUUACUCUUGUGACAGAAAAGUUCAAAUAUAUCUCUGCUUUUUUUCUUUUUUUUGACUCAAGAAUAUUGCAGUGAUGUUAUACCCUGAUACCUGUGGCAAUGUAUUUGUAUGAAAACAGAAGUAACUGUGAAUCAAGUUGAUGCACAUUGUUCAAAUCAUGUUUUUAAUCAUGUUACAAACUCUAAAUAUAUUGUAAAUUGUCCACACUGCGAAAGACAUCAGAAAAACAACAUUCCCAACUGCCUAGUUUACAAUACAGAGCAUCCUGCUUCUACUACGGAAUAAAUAUAACCCUAAAUAUGCUCCUUGGAAAAGGAAUGAUUAUGUUGCCCAACCAGUUCCAAACACUGUCUUUAAAAUUAACAGAAGUGACUUAAUUCCAACUAAGCGUCUUUGUAAACUUCCUUCUACUUAACACACCUUUACAAAUAGUGUUAAUUUUCAUUAUUGUCAUCCAUUUUGCUUUUAGAAAUCUGACUUCUGCAUAUCAUAGAACAUUUACUUAUACUGGUGAUUAUACCCCCCACCACCACCACGAAGUGCAACUUCAGAAGAUAAGCAUUGCUAAGUCAGUAAAAGUCUACAGGGAACUGUUCUUUCACUGGAUGGCUGACUUGAUAUGGGUUAAUGCAUUUUAAAUAUCACUGAAGUAAUGGGUACAAUUAAAACCUGUUACACAGUUUGAACAGCAGUAUUCCUUGGUCAAGAUAUCUCUGCAAUGGUAAUUUUUCUAUUUGAGUUGAACUCGACAGGAAGGUACGUUCCUUCCUCUCUAGUUCAUCAGAGAACUGCUGUGUUGAGGUAGCCAGUUCAGGUGGCUGAUAGCUAGUGUGGAUGCAGUGAGGAUGCCAUAGAGAAGGUCUGCAUGGCCUCUCUUUAUAAUAUGCCUGUGCUCACGGCGAGUCGCUAAUAAAUUCACUAGAGACUGGAAGUCUGCUGUACCUCUGAGUGCAGCUAAUUCCUUAAAUCACCUGAAGUUGUAGUGCUUUAAGCAGAAAUUGUGACAUUUUUUUCUGUGUCAUGAAAUGCAAUAUACAGUGGGGAGCUGCUGCAUUAUUUUCCUUCCACCUCCUGCUCAGUCAUGUCACAGAUUUAAAGUCUUCCAAGUCUUCAAUAGACAGAAACAUACUAGAAGAAACAUACCUGUUUCUGCUGUUAAUUGUAUCAUUACCUGUAACUGACCACUUACCUUUUUCUUUUUCCACUCAACUUCCCCCCUAAUUUUUGCUAAAAACAUGAAAUAGGAAAAAAAUCAUGAUACAGGUUCAUCACACAGGACACAAAAGGCAGGCAGACUCCUGCAAAGAAAAUCUUGAGGUCUGAAAGCCAGCAACAAACACCUGCCUUGUCCCUUCUGUUAAAGGAGUGUGUAGUUACAUGCAUGUUCAUGUGGUUUCCAGAGAUGGAAGUUGGACUAAGAUUGGUGGGACUGCUGCUUGUUUCAGUUGCAAGUGUUACUUUUCCUUUGUACCAUAGGCAGCUGGAGAUGGAGGAGAGGUGUUGGGAAUGGAAGGAAGGUUGGUCACUGACCUGCUAGCGCACACAAGACUUUUGACACCAGUAACCUUGAGUGGAGCACAGAUACCAUUUGCAAAUGUGUUUAGAUUUCUAUUUGAUUUUGUGCCAAAGUAUGCACCAGCAAGUUUGUCAGGUAAAGCACCUUUUAUACUCUUUGUUGUUUAAAAAUAAUAUAUUUGUGAAACAGAUUGAUAAAACAUAACACUGGAAAUGGGUGCUUCUUCCCAAAAGUACACAUGUAAAAAAGAUAAAAGGGAAACAACAGUUGUGCAUUUAUCUGACUUUUAAGCAAGUCUGAAAUAACUAUAUAAUACAGUUGCCAGUUAUCUGUCCUUUAUAAUUUUAAAUAGAUCUGCAUUUUAACUUUAUUUAUUUGCCAAUUUUUAUUAAAGUUACAUUUUUGAACCCAAUCUAACUUUUUUAUUUUCCUAGGCUGUUAAAACAAAAUUUCAAUAUUCUUGUAAACUGCAGACCUUUUUUGAAUAGUCCUGUGUCUUCUCCUAUGGACCAGUUACCACUAAUGAGUCUGCAGCCCCCUUUUUACUGUACUCUUCCAAUAAAUGUAAAAUAUUUGUACCAA
Molecule: messenger RNA, 10937 nt
Organism: Strigops habroptila (Kakapo)
Lineage: Eukaryota; Metazoa; Chordata; Aves; Psittaciformes; Psittacidae
Gene: FER
Product: FER tyrosine kinase
Exons: 20
Coding region: 233-2701 (822 amino acids)
Biological process (GO): regulation of actin filament polymerization; chemotaxis; Fc-epsilon receptor signaling pathway
Molecular function (GO): non-membrane spanning protein tyrosine kinase activity; ATP binding
Source: RefSeq, a predicted model, not a curated record